Molecule: messenger RNA, 2739 nt
Organism: Grammomys surdaster
Lineage: Eukaryota; Metazoa; Chordata; Mammalia; Rodentia; Muridae
Product: neuroblast differentiation-associated protein AHNAK-like
Exons: 1
Biological process (GO): regulation of RNA splicing
Cellular component (GO): nucleus; cytoplasm; costamere
Source: RefSeq, a predicted model, not a curated record
CCAGAUGUGAAUAUUGAAGGUCCAGAUGCAAAACUGAAGGGUCCUAAGUUCAAGAUGCCUGAGAUGAACAUCAAGGCUCCUAAGAUCUCCAUGCCUGAUUUGAAUCUUAAUCUUAAAGGCCCCAAUGUGAAAGGAGAUGUAGACGUUUCCAUUCCAAAUAUAGAGGGUGAUUUGAAAGGCCCGUCUCUUGACCUAAAGGGCCCAAAAUUAGAUGUAAAUGUUCCAGAUAUUGAAAUCCAUGGUCCUGAGGGCAAAUUAAAAGGUUCCAAGAUGAAAAUGCCUGAUAUGCAUGUAAACAUGCCCAAAAUCUCCAUGCCAGAAAUUGACUUGAAUUUAAAGGGCUCAAAGGUCAAAGGAGAUGUUGAUAUCUCUGGACCCAAACUGGAGGGUGACAUUAAAACUCCAAAGGUGGAUGUGAAGGGCCCAGAAGUGGACAUUUCUGCUCCCAAGAUCAAUAUUGAUGGGAAAGCAAAGAAAUCUCGCUUUAAGCUUCCUAAAUUUAAUUUUUCUGGGUCCAAAGUUCAAACACCUGAAGUGGAUGUCAAACUUAAAAAGCCAGAUGUUGAUAUAACAGUUCCAAAAGUUGAUAUUAAUGCUCCAGAAGUUGAAGUCCAAGGUAAAGUAAAAGGAUCCAAGUUUAAAAUGCCUUUCCUGAGCAUUUCAUCUCCCAAAGUCUCCAUGCCCGAUGUGGAGCUAAACUUGAAAGGUCCUAAAGUCAAAGGAGACUUAGAUGCAGCAGGCCCAAAUUUAGAAGGAGACUUCAAAGGUCCCAAAGUGGACAUUAAAGCACCAGAUGUUCAACUUAAUGCACCAGAUGUGGAUGUUCAUGGUCCAGAAUGGAAUCUGAAGAUGCCCAAGAUGAAAAUGCCCAAGUUCAGUGUGCCUGGCAUAAAAGCAGAAGGACCUGAUGUUUCUGUGGGUUUGCCAAAACGAGACAUCAAUAUAGAAGGUCCCAGUAUGAAUAUUGAGGGCCAAGAUUUCAAUGUGGAAUGUCCAGAGGGAAGCUUAAAAGGUCCCAAAUUUAAGAUGCCUGAGAUGAACAUCAAAGCCCCCAAGGUCUCCAUGCCUGACAUUGACUUAAACCUGAAAGGCCCCAAAGUGAAGGGUGAUGUGGAUGUGUCUCUGCCCAAAGUGGAAGGUGAGAUUAAAGUUCCUGAAGUUGACAUCAAAGGCCCCAAAGUGGACAUUGAUGUUCCAGAUGUGGAUGUUGGAGUGCCAAAUGUAAAAGUGAAAAGUCCGAAAUUCAAGAUGCCUGAGAUGAACAUUAAAGCACCCAAAAUCUCUAUGCCUGACUUGGAUUUGCAUCUGAAAAGUCCUAAAUUGAAGGGAGAUGUGGAUGUUUCCUUGCCUAAAAUGGAAGGUGAACUAAAGGGUCCUGGUGUUGAUAUUAAGGGCCCCAGUGUGGAUAUUGACACUCCUGAUGUCAAUAUUGAAGGUCCAGAAGGAAAAUUAAAAGGACCCAAAUUUAAAAUGCCAGACAUGCAUAUCAAAGCUCCGAAGAUCUCCAUGCCUGACUUUGACUUAAAUCUGAGAGGGCCUAAGGUUAAGGGAGAUGUGGACCUUUCACUCCCUAAGGUUGAAGGUGAUCUAAAAGGGCCAGAAAUAGACAUUGAGUGUCCUGAAGGAAAACUCAAAGGCCCCAAAUUUAAGAUGCCAGAUGUCCAUUUCAAAACUCCACAAAUCUCAAUGAGUGACAUUGAUUUGAAUAUGAAAGGACCUAAGCUAAAAGGAGAUUUGGACAUUUCUAUUCCUAAACCAGAAGGGGACUUGAAAGGUCCCAAAGUGGAUGUCAAAGGCCCUAAACUGGACAUCGACACUCCUGAUAUUGACAUUCAUGGUCCAGAAGGGAAACUGAAGGGCUCUAAGUUUAAAAUGCCUGAUCUUCAUCUCAAGGCACCCAAGAUCUCAAUGCCAGAAGUUGACCUGAACCUGAAAGGGCCAAAGGUGAAGGGUGAUGUAGAUGUUUCUCUACCUAAAGUGGAAGGAGACCUCAAAGGCCCUGAAGUUGAUAUCAAAGGCCCCAAAGUGGACAUUGAUGUUCCAGAUGUGGAUGUCCAUGGUCCAGACUGGCACCUGAAGAUGCCCAAGGUGAAAAUGCCCAAGUUCAGCAUGCCUGGCUUCAAAGGAGAGGGCCCUGAAGUUGAUGUGAGCCUGCCCAAGGCUGACCUUGAUGUCUCAGGACCCAAGGUGGACAUUGAUGUUCCAGAUGUGAAUAUUGAAGGUCCAGAUGCAAAACUGAAAGGCUCCAAGUUCAAGAUGCCUGAGAUGAACAUCAAGGCUCCGAAGAUCUCCAUGCCUGACUUUGAUCUGAAUCUGAAAGGUCCAAAAUUGAAGGGUGAUGUGGAUGUGUCCUUACCAAAAGUGGAAGGUAAACUCAAGGGCCCAGAGAUGGACGUUACAGGCCCUAAAGUGGACAUUGACAUUCCUGAUGUUAGCAUUGAAGAUCCAGAGGGCAAACUGAAGGGCCCCAAGUUCAAGAUGCCUGAGAUGAACAUCAAAGCCCCCAAGAUCUCCAUGCCUGACAUUGACUUAAACCUGAAAGGCCCCAAAGUAAAGGGUGAUGUGGACGUGUCUCUGCCCAAAGUGGAAGGUGAGAUUAAGGUUCCUGAAGUUGACAUCAAAGGCCCCAAAGUGGACAUCAACGCACCAGAUGUGGAUGUCCAUGGUCCAGACUGGCACCUGAAGAUGCCCAAGAUAAAAAUGCCCAAGUUCAGCAUGCCUGGCUUCAAAGGAGAGGGU